CUAGUUGAUACAGUUUUAAUCGUAUUACAUAGAAAUAUGAUGCUUUUUGUCAAUGUUUUAGAACUUAAAUGCUUGAAUUAUACAUCGAGAUAAAGUCUAAUGGCGGAAUAGUCCUUGGAAUUAAGGAAUAGAAGCAAAAUGUUUCAGAUACAGUUGCAUAGCAUAGCUUAGCAUAGUUAUCUAGCUGAAUGAUGGUGUCCCGAAAGCAGAAGAAAGUGUGGCGUUAUGUAGAAGAGGGGAGUUUAUUAAAGUUAAAGUCCUAUUUACGAAAACACAAAGAUAUCGAGUUGAAUUUUACUCAGGGGAAAAGGAGGAGAGGAUUAUUACAUUUAAUCUGCACUGAGGGAGAAGAUUCCCUGCUCACAGUGCUGAUGAAACAUGGAGCUGAUCCUCUACUGCAGGAUAGACAUGGAGACACUCCUCUUCACCUGGCUGUCCAGAGAGCUCUGAAAUAUGGAAAAAGAGAUUAUGAUGACUUGGUGGUUCCUUUGUUUAAACACUGUCCAGACGCCCUGAAGAAACCAAACAAAGCUGGAAUCACUCCACAUGAGCUUCUUCAAGGUCUGAAGUUUAAAAAGAGCCGGAGAUCAGCGGCAGAUUGUCCUCGGAGCGUCAAUCCCGAGCAGGAGUGGAGGGAGAAGCUGUUCGGUGAAUGUCAGGAUGAGUUCUAUGAGACGUUUGGGCAGUACGAUGAUGAUUUUCUGAGGGAAGACGAAGACGAGGGAGAUUUCGCCGACUGGGCGGAGAGGAUCAGGCAUGAGUACGAGACCAAGCAGCGCGCCAGAGCCACCAGCGGCCGGAAAGAAAAACGGCAAAAGCGGGAAAAAGAGCAGCAGGAGGAGGAGAGAGGGCGGCGGGAGCUUCACGCCCGGUUGGAAAGGGAACACCGGGAAUACCUGGAGCGCGCCGCGCGGAAAAAAGACGAGACGCAGCGGGGCAAAAAGAGACGCUACGAGGAGCGCUGUGAGGCCGUGUUCCUCAGCUCUACCUCCUCCGCCACCUCCUCGUCGAGCAGCAUGCUAGGAUACAGCGACAUACCCUGGCCGGCUCCUCACGGCUCGGUGAAUGAGAUGAUGGACGUGAUCCUGCACGGCGUGGACCGAUCCGACGCCGCCACUUUCAAGAAGUUUCUGAGGCGCCAGCAGGUUCUGUGGCACCCGGAUAAGUUCGCCCAGCGCUGCGGCGGGCGGCUGCAGGACAAGGACAGGCAGAGGAUCAUGGAUACGGUCACGGUUCUGUCUCAGGAGCUCAACAGAGUGGCACAGAGUCUCCGCUGAUGCCCGGGAUGCCACUACACAGACGCUUUUUACACAUUAGACGGGUGGUCCUAAUGUUUUGGUUUAUAGGUGUAUAGAGUUUGAAUGAACGACGACUGUUUUGAAAAUGUACGUACAACAAAUGAUGCUCAAUAAAUAAUUUAUCUGUGUAA
This is a messenger RNA of Trichomycterus rosablanca, 1429 nucleotides long. It is a transcript of the gene nfkbil1, whose product is annotated as nuclear factor of kappa light polypeptide gene enhancer in B-cells inhibitor-like 1. The record is from RefSeq and is a predicted model, not a curated record. The transcript has 4 exons. Gene Ontology annotation, biological process: canonical NF-kappaB signal transduction. Lineage: Eukaryota; Metazoa; Chordata; Actinopteri; Siluriformes; Trichomycteridae. Bases 189 to 1277 code for a protein of 362 amino acids.